AUGCGUCUCUUAGCAUGUCUGGGCGUUGUGCUUAGCUUUUUGGAAGGAGUGAGUUGUUUAUGUCCUUCACAGUGCACCUGCGAUUAUCACGGCAGAAAUGAUGGCACGGGAUCAAGGACAGUGCUGUGUAAUGACCAAGAUAUGAAUGAGCUCCCCCUGGACUUCCCCGUGGACACUGCGAAGCUUCGCGUAGAGAAGACUGUCAUCCGCACGAUCCCCGCUGAGGCCUUCUACUACCUGGUGGAGCUCCAGUACCUCUGGGUGACUUACAAUUCUGUGUCUAGCCUUGAGGCCAGCAGCUUUUACAACCUGGGGCAGCUGCAUGAGUUGCGCUUGGAUGGGAAUUCUCUAGUUGCCUUCCCUUGGGCAUCUCUGCUGUAUAUGCCCCGUCUAAGGAUCCUGGAUUUGCACAACAACCAAAUAACCAGUGUGCCAAAUGGGGCAGCCAGGUACCUGAAGAACCUCACCUACUUGGAUUUAUCAAGCAACAGACUAACCACACUGCCACCAGAAUUCCUGGAGAGCUGGUCCCAUGUACUUACAACAUCGUCCGGAAGCCGGAAGCUUUCAGCAAGAAUUAUUCUUGGUCUGCAGGAUAACCCGUGGUUCUGUGACUGUCACAUUUCCAAAAUGAUUGAGAUAUCCAAAGUUGCUGAUCCUGCCAUAGUACUUCUUGAUCCACUGAUGGUCUGCAGUGAGCCCGAGCACCUGACAGGGAUUUUAUUUCAGCGGGCUGAGCUGGAUCAGUGUGUGAAGCCAUCGGUGAUGACCUCGGCCACCCGAAUCACGUCUACUCUGGGCAGUAAUGUCCUGCUGCGGUGUGAUGGCACUGGCUACCCCACCCCGCAACUCACAUGGACCAGAUCUGACCACUCGCCUGUUAAUUACACAGUAAUUCAGGAAUCUCCAGGGGAAGGAGUCAGAUGGUCGGUAAUAAGCUUCACAAACAUUUCUUACAAGGAUGCUGGGGAUUACAAGUGUAAGGCCAAAAAUUUGGCUGGGAUGUCAGAAGCCCUGGUUACCGUGACAGUGAUUGGUGUUGUCACGACCACCAUCGCAUCAGACAGCUCUGAAAGAAGAAAUGGAGAUCACCCUAGGCGAGAAGGCCAGCCAGGAUCUAGAAAGUCUAUAUCCACACCUGGUUCAUCGCCAUCUCCCUGGCCUUCUUCCUCCUCUUCUUCCUCUCCCGCUUCUUCUGCUUUUCUUUCUACUUCUACUUCAUCUCCUCCUUCUGCUGCUUCCUUCUCCUUAUACCCAUUCUCCUCCUCCAUGGUUUCUCCAAUCACAGCUCUAAGCACUAAAAUUUCAACAAGCACCACCCUGGCCAGCCAGCAGUCCCUCCAGCUGCCUCCAGAUGGGGAAAGAAAUGUAAAGGUGGAGAUGGAUGGAAGUCAGCGUCCCCCAGCUAGUGCAAGUAGACAAGAAGAGCUGGCGUCAUUGGGUCGAACAAGUCCUAGGGAGACGAAUACCACGAUAGAAAACCUCAGGGCAGUCAGUGAGACCAAGGAGAGUGUGACCUUGAUGUGGAACACCAUCAACACCGUGCAUAACUCAGAGGUGACUGUGCUGUAUUCCAAGCACGGGGAGCAAAACCUGCUGCUGCUGGAUGCAGACUUCAGCAAGAACCAAGUAACCAUUGGCGGCCUGGAGCCUGGGAGGCAGUACAUAGCAUGCGUCUGUCCAAAAGGGGCACCUCCCCAGAAAGACCAAUGUAUCACCUUUUCUACCGACAGUGCUGAAGAAGGUCAUUCGCAAGAGCCCUUCCUUAUGGCGGUGAGCGGCGCCGCCUGCAUUGUUGUCUUGCCGUUGAUUGUUUUCCUGUUGUAUAAAGUUUGCAAACUGCAAUGUAAGUCAGAGUCCUUCUGGGAAGAAGAUUUGGAAAGAGAGACUUAUAUCCAGUUUGAAACCCUGUCCCCAAGGUCUCAAAGUAGAGGGGAACUCUGGACACGAAGGCACAGAGAUGAUCCUGAAAAACUGCUGCUUUGUUCUGGGUCAAGUGUGGAAUCUCGGAUGACUUUUAAAAGUGAAGAGAUCUAG
Messenger RNA from Pipistrellus nathusii (Nathusius's pipistrelle), 2037 nucleotides. The record is from the annotation of a GenBank genome assembly. NCBI's taxonomy places the organism in Eukaryota, Metazoa, Chordata, Mammalia, Chiroptera, Vespertilionidae.